Messenger RNA from Salvia hispanica, 1026 nucleotides. Its product is annotated as transcription factor bHLH94-like. Gene Ontology annotation, biological process: regulation of transcription by RNA polymerase II. NCBI's taxonomy places the organism in Eukaryota, Viridiplantae, Streptophyta, Magnoliopsida, Lamiales, Lamiaceae. The record is from RefSeq and is a predicted model, not a curated record. Gene Ontology annotation, molecular function: protein dimerization activity; RNA polymerase II cis-regulatory region sequence-specific DNA binding; DNA-binding transcription factor activity, RNA polymerase II-specific.
UCUAGCUAGGUCACAUGCGAUGGCACUAGAGGGGAUUAUUGUUCAGCAAGAUCCAUUUCAUUAUGCCUACACAGACUACAGCUACAAUGUCACACAUCACACCUUUGAAGAAGAGAAACCAAACCCUCAAAAUCUUCAUAUUUAUGGCUCCAAUAGUGGGGGAUAUUGGGAUUCUCCUGCUGUCAUUUCUCCUCCCGGGAAGAGGCGGCGGCGCGUGAAGUCCACAAAGAAUAAGGAGGAGAUGGAGAGCCAGAGGAUGACUCACAUCGCGAUGGAGAGGAACCGCCGGAAACAGAUGAACGACUACCUCGCCAUCCUCCGCUCUAUAAUGCCCCCAUCCUAUACGCAAAGGGGUGAUCAAGCAUCAAUAGUUGGAGGCGCAAUAAAUUUUGUCAAGGAACUCAAACAACUCCAACAAAACCUAGAAGCAAAUAAUCCGGCCAAUCAAAACCUCUUCUCCAAUUUUUUCACCUUCCCACAAUACUCAACUCGUCCGAGCGCCGCUGUGGACGCGGUGGCGGGCAUCGCGGACAUCGAGGUGACGAUGGCGGAUUGCCAUGCAAACAUCAAGGUAUCCACAAAGAGACACCCAAAACAACUACUUAAAUUAGUCUCCACAUUUCAGUCAAUAGGCCUCACAAUUCUCCAUCUUAACAUAACCACCGUUGAUCAAACCGUGCUCUACUCUUUCAGUGUUAAGGUGGAGGUUGAAUGUCAGCUUACUACAAUAAAUGAGAUGGCCACAACUGUGCAUGAUAUUUUGGGAAUGAUUCAAGAAGGCAAUUUGUAACUAAGACAGCUAGCCUACCACACAAACUGCCUUGACAUAUUGUUAGUCUAGUCCAAGAAUUUUAACUAGUGGCCAAUUAAAUAAAGUAAGUAUGGUCAAAUCACUGCCUCUUUUUUCGCAUGAAAGUUUAGAAAUUUAUGUUCAACUAACCUUUUAAAUAAAUAUAAGUGUACGUUACUUUGUGUGGGAAUAUUUUUGUACUAUAUUAUAUGAUAAUUAUAACCUUUGUUUUUUUA